This is a messenger RNA of Moesziomyces aphidis, 849 nucleotides long. The record is from the annotation of a GenBank genome assembly. NCBI's taxonomy places the organism in Eukaryota, Fungi, Basidiomycota, Ustilaginomycetes, Ustilaginales, Ustilaginaceae.
AUGUCCGCUCAACGAAGCUCCAAGCCGCUGACGGCGCUGUUCAAGUCGCUCAGGCUCGGCGCCAACCCUUCGACAACAUCGGCAUCGCCCAUCGCGUCCAGCAGCCGAUGCUUCUCCUCGUCACACAUUCCUCGUGCCGCCUCCAAAGCAGCGGUGGCUGCCAAGACACCGCAGCGAUGUAAGUCCACGCUCCACUGCAGAGGCAUGCUCGUCCACACUCCAGCUGACCCGAUCCUCCGUACGCUCUGCUCUGCAUCCACAGCCGCAACCUAUCCGUUCUCGUCGGCGGCCCUCAUCCCGGAAGUACCCGAGUUCAUCUCGACGAAGCAGGGCGUCAAGCCACCCCCACAGGCCAAGAGCGUUCUGUCCGGUGUGAUGCCGCGCGUGCACUCGGAACUGCGUGCGCGCUACGACCCGGGCAACCGCCUGACCAAGCUGUUCGACCGCCACUCGCGCGAGCGCAUCCCGCCGGGCUCGGUGCUCAUCGUCGAGUCGUGGACGUCCCCGCUCAAGACCAACUUCUCGUCGUUCUCGGGCGUGCUCAUCGCCGUGCGCCGGCGCGGCGUAUCGACCUCGUUCGUGCUGCGAAACCUGGUGCAGAAGCUGGGUGUCGAGAUGCGCUUCAACCUCUACUCGCCGCUGCUCAAGGACGUGCGUGUCAUCCAGAAGGCAGAGGCGGGCAAGAACGACAAGUCCGGCAAGCUGCGCAGGACGAGGCGCGCCAAGCUCUACUACCUCCGCAACGACGAUAGGCGCCUCGCCGGUAUCGGCAACGUCAUCAAGCAGCAGCGCCUCCUCGAGGAGAAGCGCGCACAGGAGAUUUCAAAGCGUCGCGGCGGACGCAGGUGA